AUGGCCUGUUGGCAUCUGGCCCUCCUUCUGACUGGGGUCCUCCUGGCAGCCUCCCAGCCAACCCUGACCCAGCCGGACACACUGCUGGUUUUCCCAGGCCAAGUGGCCCAACUCUCCUGCAUGCUCAGCCCCCGCCAUGCCACCGUCGGGGACUACGGCGUGUCUUGGUAUCAGCAGCGGGCAGGCAGCGCCCCCCGCUUGCUCCUCCACUACCGCUCAGAGGAGGACCACCACCGCCCCCCUGACAUCCCUGACCGCUUCUCGGCAGCCACGGAUGCAGCCCAUAAUGCCUGCAUCCUGACCAUCAGCCCUGUGCAGCCUGAAGACGCCGCGGAUUAUUACUGCUCCGUGGGCUACAUACCCUAG
Balaenoptera acutorostrata (minke whale) is the source of this 366-nucleotide messenger RNA. RefSeq names its product V-set pre-B cell surrogate light chain 3. Gene Ontology annotation, biological process: immunoglobulin production; immune response. Lineage: Eukaryota; Metazoa; Chordata; Mammalia; Artiodactyla; Balaenopteridae. The transcript is spliced from 2 exons. The record is from RefSeq and is a predicted model, not a curated record. Bases 1 to 366 code for a protein of 121 amino acids.